AUGCCUCCCCAAUUUCCAUCCACCCACCGCGGCAUGACCGCGAAUCCCUCCAGGCCUGUCCAGCGCUACCGUCCUGGGAAAGCGCCUGCUGAGGAGCCGUCCUCCGACGAUGAAUACGAAGACGAUAUCCAAGCCGAGGAAGAGGAACGACGAAAACAGGAGAAAGCGCAGCGGCGACAGCAGCAGCAGCAGCAAAGGCGGCCAGCCCCCAAAGCCACCUCAUUUCCAAGUUCUGCUACCGGAACGAUUACAAAGGGUGUCCAGGAUGUUAAAAUCGAAGAAGAAGAUGACGACGAAGAGGGAUUCGUGACGGAGGAGGAAAUCGAGGAGGAACCUACGAAAGCGCCUAAGCCGGUGGCAGUUCAGAAACCGACUACUGCUGCCCCUAAACCGGAGAGUGAAGAAGAAGAGGAGGAAGAGGAAGAGGAAGAGAGUGAGGAAGAAGAAAGCUCGGAAGACGAAGCUCCGAAGAGGGUUCUUCUUCGACCUACGUUUAUCAAGAAGGAUAAACGAAAAGAAGCAGCGGAAAAUGCUGCCAAUGGAUCGGCAACAGCUGGUUCAGCCCUCACCGCGGACUCUGCAGCUGAGGCAGAAGCGCGACGAGCGCAGCGGCAAGAAAAGGCCGACAUGCUUAUUCGAGAACAGCUCGAGAAGGAGGCUAUAGCCCGGACCGCUGCAAAGAAAGCUUGGGACGAGGACGACCCGAUUGCUGGAGAGGAGGAUGCACUCGACGACCGUGACGGGCUGGACCCGGAAGCGGAAUACGCAGCCUGGAAGCUCCGAGAGCUGAAGCGGAUAAAGCGCCAGCGUGAAGCGAUCGAAGCUGCUGAGAAGGAGCGAGAAGAGAUCGAGCGAAGACGAAACCUCACUGCCGAGGAACGAGAGCGCGAAGACCGCGAGUUCCUCGAGAAGCAGAAGGAAGAACGGGAAGCCACUCGUGGCCAGGCCGGAUUCAUGCAGCGCUACUUUCACAAGGGUGCUUUCUUCCGGGACGAGCUCGAGCGGGAAGGCUUGGACAAGAGGAAUCCCAUGGGUGCCAAGUUCGUGGACGAUGUCAACCGGGAAACGUUGCCGCAAUACAUGCAGAUCCGUGAUAUGACCAAACUGGGAAGGAAAGGACGGACGAAAUACAAGGAUCUCCGAACAGAAGACACGGGACGCUGGGGCGAGGGCUUAUUAGACAUCCCGCCGAGGAGGAACCGGAACGAAAAGCCCCUUGGUGUAACCGACGAGCGAUUCCUACCAGAUCACCGCCGGGACGAUCGCAACAAAGGUCCUACCGGCGCCAAUGCCAGUGCCGUCCGAGAUCGACGUCGGUCACGAUCCCGAUCAGAGUCACGGCCACGACGGAGGUCGAGGUCCCGAUCCUACUCUCCCAGACGAGACCGCUACAGCGAGAAGAGCAGGUUCAGAGACGACGACCGAAGAGAUUCACGUUACGACGAUCGGGAUCGUGAUCGUGAUCGAGACAGGUACCGGGACGACGACCGGCGGAAAGACCGCUACGCAGACCGAUACCGCGACGAUGAGCGGAGUCACAGGAAACGAAGCCCUUCGCCUUACGCUGACCGGGACAAACGCCGGCGAGUAGAGAGCGUUUCUCCUGCACGAUAA
Rasamsonia emersonii CBS 393.64 is the source of this 1614-nucleotide messenger RNA. RefSeq names its product Microfibrillar-associated protein MfaP1. Lineage: Eukaryota; Fungi; Ascomycota; Eurotiomycetes; Eurotiales; Trichocomaceae. The record is from RefSeq and is a predicted model, not a curated record. The transcript has a single exon. Gene Ontology annotation, molecular function: RNA binding. Gene Ontology annotation, biological process: mRNA splicing, via spliceosome. Gene Ontology annotation, cellular component: U2-type spliceosomal complex. Bases 1 to 1614 code for a protein of 537 amino acids.